Molecule: messenger RNA, 8041 nt
Organism: Cydia pomonella (codling moth)
Lineage: Eukaryota; Metazoa; Arthropoda; Insecta; Lepidoptera; Tortricidae
Gene: nAChRalpha6
Product: neuronal acetylcholine receptor subunit alpha-7
Exons: 13
Coding region: 202-1794 (530 amino acids)
Biological process (GO): signal transduction; monoatomic ion transmembrane transport; chemical synaptic transmission
Cellular component (GO): postsynaptic membrane; synapse; neuron projection
Molecular function (GO): acetylcholine-gated monoatomic cation-selective channel activity; transmembrane signaling receptor activity
Source: RefSeq, a predicted model, not a curated record
ACAUAAAGAGAUUCGAGGGCCUUUUUGAAGGGGCAGGGCCGGGUCGGCGCGCAGACGUUCGUGCGCAGCGGGGCGCGGGGCACCCGGGGGCGGCCCAGUCCCGCGCCGAGCGCCGCUCGGGCUGGCCGCGUCACGAGCCGCAUGAGCGCGCCGGAGUGCUAGCGCAGGUGCGCGGGUGUGGUAUGCCCGCGCGUCGCCGCCAUGGCCCCUCUGCUGGUGGCCUUGGCGCUGAUGACCUUGCUGCCCGUGUCGGAGCAAGGUCCCCACGAGAAGCGUCUACUGAACGCUCUACUGGCGUCAUACAACACGCUGGAGCGACCGGUGGCCAACGAGAGCGAGCCGCUCGAAGUCAAGUUCGGCCUGACGCUUCAGCAGAUCAUAGAUGUGGACGAGAAGAAUCAACUACUUAUAACCAAUAUAUGGCUGUCAUUGGAAUGGAACGACUACAACCUGAGGUGGAACGAUAGCGAAUACGGCGGCGUCAAAGACCUGCGCAUCACACCCAACAAACUGUGGAAGCCAGACGUUCUUAUGUAUAAUAGUGCUGAUGAGGGUUUUGACGGGACCUACCAGACCAAUGUGGUGGUCAGAAACAACGGCAGUUGCCUGUACGUGCCCCCGGGCAUUUUCAAGAGCACAUGCAAGAUAGACAUCACGUGGUUCCCCUUCGACGACCAACACUGUGACAUGAAGUUCGGUAGCUGGACCUACGAUGGCAACCAGCUGGAUCUGGUGCUUAAGGAUGAGAAUGGUGGCGAUUUGUCCGACUUCAUUACAAAUGGAGAGUGGUAUUUAAUAGGUAUGCCAGGAAAAAAGAACACGAUAACAUAUGCGUGUUGUCCAGAGCCGUACGUGGAUGUGACUUUUACCAUCAUGAUAAGAAGAAGAACGUUAUACUACUUCUUCAAUCUCAUAGUUCCAUGUGUCCUUAUCUCUUCGAUGGCUCUCCUGGGCUUCACUCUUCCACCAGACUCUGGAGAAAAACUAACACUCGGAGUCACUAUUCUUCUAUCGCUGACGGUGUUCCUCAACCUGGUAGCCGAGACCCUGCCGCAGGUCUCCGACGCGAUUCCCUUGUUAGGUGUUACGAUCCUCCUGUCGCAAACAGUUUUCUCUCUAUUGGUGGGGCACGUUAUCACAAAAACGUCAGAGGCCAUCCCCCUGAUAGGGACGUAUUUCAACUGCAUCAUGUUCAUGGUGGCGUCGUCGGUGGUGCUAACUGUUGUGGUGCUGAACUACCACCACCGCACCGCCGACAUACACGAGAUGCCACAGUGGAUAAAAUCCGUGCUCCUGCAAUGGCUGCCAUGGAUACUGCGGAUGUCAAGGCCGGGCAAGAAGAUUACACGCAAGACCAUCAUGCUCUCCAACCGGAUGCGUGAGCUGGAGCUGAAGGAGCGCUCGUCAAAGUCGCUGCUGGCCAACGUGCUGGACAUAGACGAUGACUUCCGGCACGGGCCGCCAGCGCCUAACAGUACGGCAUCGACGGGGAACCUUGGACCAGGCUCCCCCAGAUGCUCCAUCUUCCGCACCGACUUUCGCCGCUCGUUCGUGCGGCCGUCGACGAUGGAGGACGUGGGCGUGGGCCACCAUCGGGAGCUGCACCUUAUACUGCGGGAGCUGCAGUUCAUCACAGCGAGGAUGAAAAAGGCGGACGAGGAGGCGGAGGUCAUCAGCGAUUGGAAGUUCGCGGCUAUGGUUGUGGACAGGUUUUGCCUGUUCGUGUUCAGCCUGUUCACGAUCAUCGCGACGGUGGCGGUGCUGCUGUCUGCGCCGCACAUCAUCGUACAGUGAGGACGCACGCGCCCCACGCACCGAGAGAGAACUAUGCUUAACGUAGUCUACGAUACCCUGCGCCCCUAUCAAAACGGCCACGUCGAACAGUGUAAUAGGUCAAUCUGACGACACCUUUGUAAUCUCAUUCUGACCUACUACUGUGCGCCUAUUAUUGUUACCUGUCUGUGGCGCAGUGGAUACGUCUAAUUUUAAAACUGUAUAAUAUUAUAUCUAAAUACGUGGUUCAAGCGCACACGGUCCCUAAACCAAGUCGAAAGACGGUAAAUAUAAAUAACAUACGUUACGUAGUAAGUCCGACAUAAUUAUAAAAUGAUUGUGAUGUUGACUAGGAUGUUAUACAGAUAAACGUUGACAGUUAUAAUUUGUUAAAAAUGUAAUAAUAUUACUUAUUAAAGGUAAAAGAGGAUUUAAUGAAUUGUUUUAAAGGAACGCUCGAAAGGUUUGGCUCCGUGCGGCAUAGAUUUUUGUUUUAAAAUUUUUAAUAAACAAUUUACGAAAUAUACAACUGAUAUUGAAGAAUUUUACUGACAAAUUAUUUAUUUAAUACAGUUUAAUACAUGCACAAUCGACAUAUAUAUUUUGUAUUGGCGUUUAAGAUAGUUGUUAAUUUUGGAAUUGGGAUCUUAGAGGCGAGAGGGACGAGGCGCCCGCUUGGGUCGUAAUCCUUUAAGCAAAUGAGGGAUCACAGAUGAUGACAUUACCUUAGGGUAGUAAGUAACGUGUAUAUAACAUAAAGGAUCAAAUAUUGGUAGACUCGACUUACAAUACGUCGUUAAGGUUAUGUUUUAAGAUAGAUCUAUACGCGAGUACGCGUCACGAGCGACGCGACGCGGAUAUCCGGGAUCUCGGUUCACUUGUUUACCUUUAAUUUCCGUUGGAGCUCCAGGAAUUGUUUAAGUCGUGGAAUUGAUACAAAAUAAACAAUUAACAUGAUGGAACCAAAGUAAUGGUAGAUAGUUAAAAUUAUUGUAAAAGAAAAACAUAAAAUAAACGUAAAAUCAUCAAUUACAUCUCAAUUGUGUAAGUGAGCAUAACCGCAGUAUUAAGGACGUAGAUGAAUUGGAACGUAUUCAAAUUUAUUCGAGUCAUUGAGCGUAAGCACGACACGAAGUACUAGGAGCAUUCUAGUGGUUAUUUUAUCUACCUAGUCCCUUUAGCGACCUAGCGAGCGCGGCGGCGACGCAUUUGGGAAACGUUUAUCAAUAAUGUACAUAAUAGUUAUCAAAUAUUAACGUGUGUAUUUGUACAUAAUACCAAAAAAUGCAGCAAAAAAUAAUUAUUAUUCAUUUUGGAACAGUUACUGGUACGAAUUGCGAAUUUAUUGUAAUUAACUAGUUUCAGCACGAAAGAAAAAAUUGAUAAUGGUUUAUCUGUUUCGAUGGUAAACGACUUUCUUCACAGCACGCUCUGGGCUAUAACCGCGGAAAUCGAAGUUCGUCAAUUGCGGGCAUUUUUCUCUGCCACUCUAAUUACGUCUAAGUAAGAGUAAAAGAGAAAGAUCCCCGCAAUUUGCGAAUUUCGGUUUUCGCGGUAGGCCCCCUGUACUCUCCAGUAGGUAGUGCCGUCGACCCGUGUACCUUAUGCACUGCAGCGGUUGCAGCAACUCGCGCAGCAAUAGCUCGCCACGCUCCCGUAGUACUUUUCGCCCUCUAGCACGUAUCGUAGCAACUAAACUAUAUCGUAUAAUAGUCGUAUUAUUUAAUGAAAAUAACACUAAUUCACGUCUUAAUCUAUGUCCGUUCCUCAAUUUCGCUCUUAUAGAUGUCGUGAUAGCCUAGUGAAUGUCGUGUCCCUUAAUAAAAAUAAGGCUAUGGUUAUAAAGGAAAUAUGUUAAGGAAGCUCAUUAGUUUAGAAUAAAAUUUUAUGCAUCUCGGUGUGUUCUUUCUAAUACAAUUUAAAAUAAGAAAUCGUUUUGUGUUUAUCAUCGAACAACGUUAGUAGGAUCGUUGAAUGGUUAUUUGAUUUAUGUGUGUUUGUUAAUAUGACUUAAUACCUAGUUCAUAUUUAGCGUAUAUUUUAAAGUACUUUAAUAUUAUUUUAUAACUUUCAUGUAGGAUUAAAUUUGUUCGAUUAGUCCAUUUUAUAUAUUUCAAUAUAGUUUUGAAUUGAUCGCGUGGUGCUCAACUAAUAUCAUGAAAGCAAAUUUUAACUCCGUAUAAUAUGUAUUUCUUACAAAAACUACAACAUUUUAAUUAUCUAUAUGUAUUAAGCUUAUAUAAGUAGUCCUAUGUAUGAAAAUGUCUUAAUUAACCUUAUACUUUUCAAAAUUAUGUUUUACUAUCCUAAAUGAUGUGUAAAAGUAACACUGUACUUACCUACCUAUUUCUGUCGAAAUUAAUUAAUAAUAAGGAAAAAUGAAAUUGUAAAAUUAAUUGAUAUAUAUAUAUUUAAUUAGAUUUGUUAGUGCCAAACGUUAGGGUUUAUAAAUGAUACAUUAAGUUGGUUUAUAGGGGUAUAAAUAAAGGACGUUGAGGAUUUUAUUGUAAAAAUAAUAAAAAAACGAACUAGGGUCUUUGUUAACAAGUAAUUUAAUGUUAAUGUUGUCGGGACAUCGGGUCGCCACGACGGGGUAUCAGCCAGUCUUAAAAGCUUAUUUUGUUUAAAAAAAUAUGAGGUUGUGAAACGAUUAUAAUUCUUGUGGUUGCGGCCCAAUGUCUCAUUAAAAUAGAGUUAAGGACAGAUUGUGGGAGUCGACUCGUAAAUUUAUGUAAUAUCGUCUUAAAUUAAGUACCGACCAUAAAAAUAAUCGUUGCUAAGUUGCAUUUGGAUAAAAAUAGCGACUUACAUCCUUUAUUGAACAUUAGUUAUGUAAAAUUAGACGUUAAUGAAAUUAAACGCUAUUUGAAAACAUCUAUUGGUCUCCAAGCCUACUCUCACAAUAAGUCUUCAACUUGAAUUUUAAACGCGAGUAGAAAAUUAUCUACAAAUAAUAUUAAUGCUAUAAAAUAACGCCUGCUUUGGACCGGGUCACAACUAAACAGAAAUGAACUGACGCACACUUUCAUCUGCAGACUUUACAAAUUCUCUUUUUAAGUUUUAAUGUUUUAAGCUCGACCGCCGAGGUAUAUUCAUGGGAGAACUUUCAAGUUACGGGCGAAGUUUGUACGAGAUUUGCCUUUCCAUGUAGGUUUAAUAGAAGCGUGGUAAACCUUGGAAGGAAUUUUCUUUACGAGCUUUCCUUCAUAAGAGACAACAAGUCAAUAUAAUGUAAGUUUUACAGCUCUUUGCAAGUUAUAACCUUCUUGACGCAAAGUACACAAACUGUAGGCAACAGGCGCGCGUCCGAUACGCAUCUCCCGGAAUUUCUUCACAGUCUCCCGCUCGGUAAUGCGGCGUCAGCCAUUUUGUAAUCACGCAAAAUGGGGCCUGCCAAAUUCGUAUAGUUUACUUUGUUAUCUUUUUUUUUAUAAAGACUUAAGAAUAAUAUGACACUGCCAGUAAGCGCAAGUUAAGUAGGUCUUUGUGAUUUGUCCUAUUUUAAGAAAUAACUUCAGCUUUAAAAUGAUUCAUGCAUUUGCAUGUUAUAGCUCGAACGCUAGUUACAAACACUUGAAAUUUGCACAUGGACUGUAUUUAAGUGUUAGAAGUUGAAAGGCCAAAUCAUAUAAACUUUAGCCAAAUUUAGUAAUCAGUGCUUUCCUGCCUUGUUCUCUCAACUCGCGUCUUGUUUUAGGCAACAGCACCAACUCUUUCCGAAUUUCGCUUCAACACUAAGGAACCACUAUACACUUAACCGUAAUCAAAUAUGUCUAUAUUUAAAUAUACACAAAUCUUUUCAUGGUGUUUAAAUGGCAUACAAAUAUGAAUUUAAGGGUUUUUCUUAACAUUAUUUUUAGUAAAAUGACAACCCAAAUCAGUUUUGAAAAUGAACUUUGACAUAACAAUAUGUUAACCUGUAGGCUAUUUCGUAAACAUUUGCUUUAGCUUUGACCUUAAAAAUCAUACCAAAAGUCUAUUAACAAAAUUAUUUAUAUAAACUAGUUCACUUUGUAUGUCCUGAAAACAUUAUUCAUCACUGCACAAUAGGGAACUAAAUGCUUUAAUCUCGAAACAGGUAUUUUGGACUCUAAUGUACAUUCUCUAUCACUCACGCUGUAUACUAAUAAAUACUUACUUACUUCACUGGAUCAGUGACCCAAAAAGGAUCUUGGCCUCUGACACAAGAGAACUAGUAAAUAAAUAUGUAUUAUUUUAUUUGUACAAUAAACUCUUACAAUGAACGUGGCUGAAAUUUUAUAACUAAUAGAAGCUGUAAUAAAUUAAACAGACUGUUCGAAGUCUAUGGAGACUUCAUUUUCAUUUUCGAUAAGUUGAGUCAUAACGGUAUGACUCGACUUAUUAAUCUCAUCUGAAGCGACAAAGCUUUUCUGGCUUCUCACGAUUAUAAAAUUCAUAUUUUGACAUUUAAUGAGUGAAUUCCAUUCAUAAUGUGUUCACGCAAAUUUGCAGGUCGCUGUGCAGGUGCUGUGUACCUAUGCAUUUUCGUAGAUCGGGCUUAUUUCUAGUUAUUACUUUUAAUGUAACGAGGGGGGGGGGGGGGGUUAGGGUCGGCAACGCGCAUGUAACUCCUCUGGAGUUGCAGGCGUACGUAGGCUACGGAGACUGCUUACCAUCAGGCGGGCCGUAUGCUUGUUUGCCACCGACGUAGUAUAAAAAAACACAAUAAUGUUUUUCACGUAGUAUAAAAAAACACUAUAAUGUUUUUCACGUGAGUUUUAUAAAUGUAUAAAAUAUGUAUGACUCCGCUGUCGCAGCAUAUAGCAUUUAUAUUGCCUGUUAUUAUGCCCGUCACAUCGACAGACGAUCAAAAUGCGACCGUGCUACGGGGCCAUAACUCUUUAUUAUGCAUUACAUCUAAUCAAAAAGUAACUACAAAAAUUGAAAAUGGCACAAGUAUAUUUAUUUUCUGCUUAAAUUGUCCCUCAAACCCUCGAACUACAUUGUCAUAAUCUAAAAAUUUGAUAGUUGGACAGUGACUUGAGUGAACCCGUCUGACGAACGGUCCGAUUCGAACUUUAAGAUACGUCAAACAUUUGCUAAAUGUAAGAUAUGGAUUAGAUAUGUCAGUGUUAAAAGUGACGUUCCGUUAAACAAACACGUCACUUUUCUGACAUAUCCAAUCCAUAUAGAAUCUUCAGGAAAUUUUCACAGUUCGAAUCAGGCCGGUAGGCCAUAUUGCCUGUUUAAUGAAGCUAGACCGUUCCCCAUUUGUUAUUCGACGGAUCUCAGGAGCUAUCCCAUUAAGUCGUAUUGGCUGCUAUCGCUCGCAGACAUCUGAACGAUUCUCAAUACUAUAAUUAUUGGAGAUUUCUGUUUUCGGCUGUCUUUGUGUAGAUAUCUUGUUAUUUUGUAACUAAACUUAUUUAAUAACACAAUAACGUGCAAAUAGUAUAAACUAUUUCACGUAGUAAUGUUGUACUAAUUUGAAAGUUUUCGUUAGCGAUGAGGCUUAGAUUUUUAUAACAAUAUAAAAUAUUUUAAAUUUCAACCACGUUCCACAAAACACACCAUUUUUUUAAACUAAAAGGGUACAUAUUAUAAGAAGUCUUACGAAUCUGUUUCAUACAAUUUUAAUAAUUUUACUAUACUUAUUAGGUCAUAUUAUUUAGAAGGGGCAGUGCACUAGUCUUUCAUUUUAAAGGUAAUUUUUAAGACACGAUUAAGAAACUAGCUCAAGCAAGGAAUUAAACAAAGUUGUAUGUCUUAAAUACCUUAGUUAACACGCUUGCUUGCACUUUAAUUAUGAAAGGGUACAAAUUGAAACUAUAACAUUACACCUGGUGUGUUAGUUCUAUUAGCUUACUUGUUGCUCACUGUACUCUGUAGGCUCUGAAAACAGGGUAAGAUCAUUUGUAGCCAAACGAAUAUCUUUGGAAGUCUAUUUGGUCAUAAGCACUAACUAUACUAAAUUUAGACCAACACGUAAUUUAUUUUAUCGCUUUUUUCUGCAUGAAUCACUCCACAUUGUGUUCUCAGGGAUAAUAAAGCCUGUGAAAUAAUUAAUUAAAGUUAAUAAAACACGACUGCAGUAAGUUGAAUAAAUACAACCGAGUGUAAUGUAAGUUUGUAAUACAAAGCCCCUAUGGAGGUUUUUAUAAUAGUUGACAAAGUAAAUGAUACAAAGGUAAAUUUGUAAAAUAAAUAAUUCGACGGGUAAAAUGUUUAUUCGUUAAAAUUGAUUAUCAUAAGUAGCAUUCGAUUUGUAUAAAACUAAAAUAAAUUAAAGCAAUCUGAUUUAUACUAA